This is a messenger RNA of Bubalus bubalis (water buffalo), 974 nucleotides long. RefSeq names its product protein CD300H. Gene Ontology annotation, molecular function: transmembrane signaling receptor activity. Lineage: Eukaryota; Metazoa; Chordata; Mammalia; Artiodactyla; Bovidae. The coding region runs from base 1 to 789 and encodes 262 amino acids. The transcript is spliced from 4 exons. Gene Ontology annotation, cellular component: plasma membrane. The record is from RefSeq and is a predicted model, not a curated record.
AUGCCGUCUCUGGUGCCGAGAUUGCCCCUCACCUUCCGGCUCUGGAUGUCACGCGCCUGCCUCUCUGCCUCCAGCGGGGGAUGGGCCGGUCUGCAGCUGGCUGGCUGUCUUCUGGUGUUCACUCAAUCCUCUGUUCGACAAGACGUACUGUGUCUUCCAGGCUCUUUGUCCCUGAGCGGCCCCAGCACCAUGACGGGCGCCGUGGGGGACUCCCUGAGCGUGGAGUGUCGCUACAAGGAGGAAUACAGGGAAUUUCACAAAUAUUGGUGCAGACAGCCAUGCUUCCCGCUUUGGCAGCGGACUCUACAGACCAGCAGGCCCGAGGUGGAGGUGAAGAGCAGCCGGGUGUCCAUCACGGACCAUCCGGAGGACCUCACCUUCACAGUGACCUUGGAAAGCCUCACUGCAGAUGAUGCAGGGAAAUACAGGUGUGGGGUUGCAACGAUGCUGAAGGAAGAAGGACUCCUCGGCUUCCUGCCUGAUCCCUUUUUCCAGGUUCAAGUGAUUGUCUCCGCAGGUGACAGGCAACUGGCUGGGAAGAGUCGUGGACAGGACACCGUUCUUCACCCUCCACAGUUCUUCACUCCACCCUCCAUCACAGCCUCCAGUAGCAACAGCUCUACAUGGACUUCUGGAUCGCUCAGCCAGCAGCAAGGGCCCCUGCUGGGCAGCACCCACUUCCUGCUCCUGGUCUUCCUGAAGGUGCCCCUGCUCCUGGGCAUGCUCGGUGCUGCCCUCUGGGUCAACAGGCCUCAGUGGGCAGUUUGUGGGGAGACAAAACCAGUCUGACCAAGACAACCUGCAGCCCCGCUCCCCCACCAUCAAUAUCCUGUCCAGAGACACAGCCGCUCAGACUAGAGAAGAACUGACCUUGAACUUCAUGUCGCUUUUCACCUUAUAUCCAGAGACUUGAUAAAAAAAAACAACAACCAACUUUAAAAAGUUUAAUGAAAUAUAUCACAUAUACAAGUGUC